Molecule: messenger RNA, 672 nt
Organism: Blepharisma stoltei
Lineage: Eukaryota; Ciliophora; Heterotrichea; Heterotrichida; Blepharismidae
Source: the annotation of a GenBank genome assembly
AUGGUUUAUUCAAAGCCACUAAUUAUUCUCGUCCUCGUCGUCCUCUUAUCAUUUGUCCAAGGAUGAUCAGUAGGUGAUUGGAUUCUUAGAAAACCAACAGGAGUAACUCUAAGCAAUGGCAUUAUCAAUCAGUUAAAUUCCGGUACCCCUGCUCUAUCUCCAGAUGAGUCGGUUGAUAUCAACCAAUAUCUUAGCUGCUUUUCAUUAAGCAAGAACGGUGAAAGCUGGAGUUUAACAGCAGAUGCAUCAAACUUAAUCAGUGGUUCAGAAUACGCAUUUGGAUUUUGGGUAAACUUUGAAUCAACAAUUAGCCCAAAAGUUUUUCAAUUUGGAGCUAACACUGGCCCACGUUUUAUUGUCUCAUCAACUGAGAAUGGCACCUUAAAAGUUUCCUUCUUUUCAAGCACUACAACAAAUGAUCCAGCUAAUGAUUUGUCCAUAACCGUCCCUUUAAGUAAUUUAUAUAUAGACAAGUGGUUCUUUAUUGUGUUUCACUUUACUAAUGUCUCAGGCACUCCUACUUUGAAGAUUAUCUUGCCUGGCCAACCCGUAAUUUCCAAAACUUCAGGGAGCUCAAACGUUGCUUUUGUUAUACCUAGCAAGGUAUUUUUUUUGGAGGUGGAAUUAAGGGUAAAAUUUAUAGGGCUAUGCUUACAAAGAGUGCCACCAUAA